AUGCAAGCCCCUGCCCCAGCGACAGAACCUACAAAUACCUCUCUCGUACCUCCCGACCCAGUCGCAGAACUCCGCUAUCCUCCUUUCGCCUCCCCUGAGGUGGUCUCGUUCGACGAGUUCGAGCCUAGUGGGAUCCUCCUCCCCUCUGUUCCGGACUCUGCUGCUAUCUCCAAGGACGCUAUCGGACAGGACGAGGACGAGGACGAGGACGAGACCGACGUUGACGCUGACGUGGAAGUUGACGGGAAGGGUGUAGCGACUGUACAGUUGUCGACGCGCCACGAGCCUUUUUCUCUCGAGCCUGGGAAAGAUCAGAGCGGGAUGUGGCGCGGAAAGGAGAAGGCAGACAGGGCGAUCGUCGCUGCGAAUAAGAGGAGGAAGGCUAAGAAGCACCGAGAGGAGCUGAAGGCGCUGGGGAUGGAGGCGGAGAAGGCUAGUGGGAAGAGGCACACUUGGUGGGAGAAGUGGGAGCUGGAGGAUAUGAAGAAACAGUCGCAUAAUGACUAUCCGACGGGAGAGGACCGCGUAUGCAGGAUUGACCUGGCAACGAAGGCGUUUAAGAAAGGCCAUUCGAUGGAGUCUGGUGUGCAGUCUAUCUGGGACAGGUUCCUGGACUACAUCGGUGUCCUAAGGCAGGAAACCCAGCUGGGGGGAUGGGGGAAGCAGAAGGUCUCCCGGGGUAUUCAGCGCCGGCCUGCGGAAGACGAGUUCUCGGACGACGAUGAAGAGAUGCCCGAGCCCAAGAAUAUGGAGGACGUGUGGGAUGAACGAUGCGCUCGGUUCCUCGAUAGGACUAUCGAUACUUUGAAGCGCUUCUUCAGCAGCAGGUAUCAUUAUGCGGGUCUGUGCUGGAGCGAGGCCAAGCUUCGUGAUGGUCCCAUCAUCGUCUCCCUCUACAUACGCUACUUGCUGAAAGAUCGCGUCGUCCCCGAGUGCACGGACAACUUGACUCGCGCGCUCGCAUUCCUGGAAGAAACUAUCAAACCCGACUUGCUCGCUACGCGCGCGUUCAGCCAAGGCGCGGAAGACAACUUCUCUAUCGCAUGCUGUAACGAUCUGGGUAAUAUGGUGCUCCUAGACGGAUACGGGAGGUGGAUGCCCGCGAAGGGAGUGCUCGAGGAGCGGGAUAAGCGAGAUAAGAGGAUACGCGACGAGGCGGAGCAAUACAGGCGGGAGAAGGAGGCGGAAUGGAAAAGGCGUCAGGCGUUGAUCGCCGCUGGAGUGCAGGAGGAGGCCAGACCCUGGGGUGCAGACUGGAAUAACAAUCCUGAACCUGUUUGGUGGGACGGGCCCAACCUCUGGGAAGGGAGCACCGUCGUCGUUGACACCAACGGAGAACCUCCUGCAAGCUCCUGGCCACCUGCAGACAAACCCACGCUUGCCCCGUUCUCUACGGCGCUCACCCACUCCUUGCUCCGCACUGAACACUCCGUCAGGCGGAUCGUCUCCGUCCGCCCUCCCGAUCCCGCGUCGUCCGACGUCCUGCGCCAGAAAUACGCCACGGUGGUCUUCGAUCCCUGGACUUUGCCCGCAAAUGUGAAGGACGACGAUCUCCUCGGUCCACCAGAAAUGCUCUGCGAAGCCACUGGGGAGACUGAACUGCGGGUGAUGCGCAUGCCGGGUGGGCAACAUGCGCUCAAGGAUCGGAUCGAGCUGCUUGUCGAGCCCGAACAUGCGGAGACGGCGAGGAAGGGCUUGGGCGUGUAUGCCAUCUGGGUUCAGGCGGCGAAGACGGCUGAGCUUCCCGGCUCUGCUGCUGCGAUCGAGCCGCCUAUCCAGACGUUCUGGUUCUUCCAACACGUUACGAUGGUCGUGCCCAGCUUCUGGGUGGAAGAGUGAGGGGCUGCUGCUGCUGAACACUCGACAUGGGGAGACUGCUGAUACUAUUCACCUGCUGAUGUGCAGAGACUGCUGCUAUACCUGAUUCUUAA
Molecule: messenger RNA, 1931 nt
Organism: Dacryopinax primogenitus
Lineage: Eukaryota; Fungi; Basidiomycota; Dacrymycetes; Dacrymycetales; Dacrymycetaceae
Exons: 4
Coding region: 1-1839 (612 amino acids)
Biological process (GO): regulatory ncRNA-mediated gene silencing
Cellular component (GO): ARC complex
Source: RefSeq, a predicted model, not a curated record